Messenger RNA from Symbiodinium natans, 5076 nucleotides. NCBI's taxonomy places the organism in Eukaryota, Dinophyceae, Suessiales, Symbiodiniaceae. The record is from the annotation of a GenBank genome assembly.
AUGCACACAGCGCUUGGCCUGGCUGCAGCAUUUGGCUCUGCGAAUCCUUAUUACAGUCAGCCUUUGCUGACCUGCUGCAUUGCGGCUCAGCGAAUGAAGCCGUCACGGCCAGAACCUCCUUUUGCUCCGCCUCCACGGCCUGACAACGAUGGGAAGGUCUUGGCGGGAGACAUAGAUGAGUUCAAAGCCUGGGAGGAGGCCAUGAAAACGCCUGCCGAACUGAGACUGAAAUCAGGUGAGCGGUGGCGCGGCUUCAACUUCGGAGCGAAGAGGUCGAUUGCUGGAGAGGUCGUGUUCUGCACGGCGAUGAUGGGCUAUCCCGAAUCCUUGACGGACCCAUCCUUCGAAGGCCAAAUCCUUGUGCUGACCUAUCCAAUCGUCGGUAAUUAUGGCGUGCCACCCGACGAGAAAGACGAACAAGGGAUACCAAGGUAUUUCGAGGGAUCGCGGAUCUAUCCCGUGGCAGUCGUAGUGUCGGAGUAUUCUUUCGCGGCAUCCCACUAUUCCGCCGUGAAGAGCUUGUCUACGUGGCUUGAACAGCACAACGUGCCUGGGAUUUCUGGCGUGGACACGCGCGCCAUCACGAAACGUCUUCGACAAGAAGGAUCAGCUCUUGGUGCUGUGGUCGUCGGGGGUGAUGCAGCACCACAAUGGGAGGAUCCAAACGUGAAGAACUUGGUGGCCCAAGUGUCUGUGUCCAGCCCCAAACUGUAUCAGCCCACCCGUGAUGAAGCGGAUGAGGGUGAGCCUCCGCUGGUGGUGGCUGUUGACUGUGGCAUGAAGCUCAACAUCGUGCGGUACUUCAUCCACUACCUUCGAGUCCGCCUGAAGGUGGUGCCAUGGGACUAUGACUUCUCCAAGGAGGAGUUCGAUGGCCUUUUCAUCAGCAAUGGUCCUGGCGAUCCGGAGAAGUGUGAAGCAACCGUGAAUUGCCUCCGAAAAAUUAUGCAAGAGCGACCGCACUUGCCCAUUUUCGGCAUCUGCUUGGGGCAUCAGCUGCUUUCCCUUGCAGCGGGUUGCAAAACCUACAAGAUGAAGUUCGGCAACCGAGGUGUGAACCAGCCGUGCGUGGACCUGCGCACGGGUCGCUGCUACAUCACCUCUCAGAACCACGGCUUCGCUGUGGACGACUCGAAGCUGCCGGAUGGUUGGCACACCCUUUUCACCAAUGCAAACGAUGGCUCAAAUGAGGGCAUUGGCCACAAGGAGAAGCCAUGGUUUUCAGUGCAGUUCCACCCCGAGGCCUGCUGUGGUCCUGUGGACACUGCCUUUCUCUUCGAUGAUUUUUUCAAGAUUCUGAGGAACUCGGCAGGAAGGAGUUUGACAACCAUCAGUUACAAGCACCCGCAGGCGAUUUCAAAGGUCUUGGUGCUGGGGUCCGGCGGUCUGACAAUCGGGCAAGCUGGUGAAUUCGAUUACUCCGGGAGCCAGGCCAUCAAGGCACUGCGCGAGCAGCACGUGCAGUCGGUGCUGAUCAACCCCAACAUUGCGACCGUCCAAACAUCCCGGGGCUUGGCUGACCAGAUUUACUUCGUCCCGGUUACACCGGAGUUCGUAACGAAGGUAAUUGACAAGGUGAGACCGGAUGGAUUGUUUGCCGCAUUCGGUGGGCAGACGGCGCUGAACUGUGCAGUUGCACUUCACCGCGAUGGCACUCUCAAGAAGUAUGGCGUGAAGGUUCUCGGCACGCAAAUCGAUUCCAUUGUUGCAACGGAAGAUCGCGAGAUCUUCAAGGUAGGCGUCGAGAGUCUCGGCGAGAAGUGCGCGCAGUCUGCAUGCGCAAACACCUUCGAGGAGGCACGACAAGUCGCCCGUGAGAUUGGAUUUCCGGUGCUUGUUCGAGCUGCGUUUGCAUUGGGUGGUCUGGGAAGUGGCUUUGCGUCGAACGAGGAAGACCUGGAGGUGCUUCUGACUCGAGCUUUCGCCACCUCGUCUCAGGUCAUCAUCGAUGAGUGCUUGAAGGGAUGGAAGGAACUGGAAUACGAAGUGGUGCGUGAUUCCCGGGACAACUGCUUGGUCGUCUGUAACAUGGAGAACCUGGAUCCAAUGGGUGUACACACAGGCGAGUCCAUUGUGGUUGCGCCGUCCCAGACGCUUUCGAACGAUGAGUAUCACAGACUGCGGGCCGUUGCUAUCAAGGUGAUUCGUCAUUUCGGUAUCGUUGGCGAGGCCAACAUCCAGUAUGCCUUGGAUCCGAAUUCAAACCGCUACCGCAUUGUCGAGGUGAACGCGCGGCUUUCCAGAAGCAGUGCACUCGCCUCCAAGGCAACCGGGUAUCCGCUUGCCUACGUUGCUGCCAAGCUGGCCCUCGGUCACGAUCUCGUGAGCUUGAGGAAUCAAGUUACACGCUCAACCACUGCGUGCUUUGAGCCCUCCUUGGACUACUGUGUUGUGAAGAUCCCUCGCUGGGAUAUUGACAAGUUCCCCACUGUGGAGCGCACUCUGGGGACGCAGAUGAAGAGUGUCGGCGAGGUUAUGUCCAUGGCACGGUCAUUCCCCGAGGCAAUUCAGAAGGCAUUGCGCAUGGUCAACGAAGGGUCCGUCGGCUUUGAUGGGAGUUGGUACUUGCGCGCACGGUCGUCAGCGGCAGUCUCCAAAGACGGCAACAUCGAGGAGGAAUUGAGAUAUCCAGGACCGCUUCGGAUGUGGGCGAUCGCGCAUGCCUUCGAGAAGAACUACUCUGUCGAGCAGGUCUACCAGCUCACCAAAAUCGACAGAUGGUUUUUGGCGAAGCUCUUCUCUGUGCAUCAAGGUCGCAGGAGAAUGGAGGGAAUGGGCAGCCUGGAUGGCUUGCAGAAGGCUGGCCCCGAUUUCCUUCGCCGAGUGAAACAGCUCGGAUUCUGCGACAGGCAGAUUGCCAAAGCAGUCGGCAGCAAUGCAGAAGCAAUCAUGAACCUGCGUGCUGGCUGGAGCAUUCGGCCUUGCGUGAAGCAGGUGGACACCCUGGCGGCAGAGUUCCCGGCAAAGACGAAUUAUUUGUACUUGUCUUACGUCGGGACCCAGCACGACGUGCCUCCACUGAAGAGCGAGAAAUUGGCUCCUCACAAGGAUUCUCUGUAUGACAGCGCCUUCGGAAGGGGCAAGCUGGACGAGGAGUCGGGCUUCACCUUGCCAACCAGGAAGCUCGCAAAGACUCAGUCAUCUCCCGGAGGGUGGAGCCCUUCGCUGAUGAGUGCGCAGUCCAAGGAGGUUCCUCCCCCACUUGACUUGGGCGCUGACAAGGACGAGAAAGCGGCAUUCAUCGUGCUUGGAUCCGGAUGCUACCGGAUUGGAGCAUCGGUGGAGUUUGACUGGGGCUCCGUUUCUGCAGUCAGGACUCUGCGAGAGACAGGUCAUCGAGCAAUGGUGAUCAAUUGCAACCCCGAAACGGUCUCCACUGAUUACGACGAAAGUGAUCGGCUGUACUUCGAGGAGCUCACGCUUGAGACCGUUAGCGAAAUUUGCAACUUUGAGCAGCCGAAUGGCACUAUUGUGUCUGUUGGCGGCCAAACGCCCAACAACUUGGCUCCCCAGCUGGACAAGCUUGGAAUCAGAAUACUGGGAACCGCAGCACAAAACAUCGAUCGUGCUGAGGACCGCUCCAAGUUCUCAAGCAUGUGCGAUGAACUCGACAUCGACCAGCCUCAGUGGUCCGAAUUUGUGCAGCUCGAGGAAGCGCUGUUCUUCGCGAACAGUGUCGGCUUCCCUGUGCUGGUGCGUCCGUCCUACGUCCUCUCCGGAGCGGCGAUGCGGGUCAUUGACAGCGAGGAGCAGCUGAAAAGCUUCUUGGGCACUUCGGCAGUUGUUGAACAGGAGUUCCCAGUGGUGAUUUCCAAGUACAUCGAGGGAGCUAGGGAGAUCGAGUUCGAUGGAGUUGGGUGCAACGGGGAAAUCAUCAACUAUGCGAUUUCGGAGCACGUCGAGGAUGCUGGCACUCACAGCGGUGAUGCCACCUUGCUGCUGCCUUCCCAGCGCCUGUACCUUGAGACGAAUCGGCGUGUCAUGCAAAUCGCCGCACAGUUGUGCAAGGCCUUGAAUAUUUCCGGGCCUUUCAACGUGCAGUUCAUGUCGCAGGAAGCGGGAAGCCGGUCGAUGCGGGCGGUGAAAGUCAUCGAAUGCAAUGUCCGAGCAUCACGAACCGUACCGUUCGUGUCGAAGACCUUCAACAUCAAUUUCAUCGAGCUGGCCACACGUGUCAUGCUUGGCCAGGACAUCAAACCGAUGAAGGUGCAUGUAAACGACUUUGACUUCGUUGCAUGUAAGGCCCCUAUGUUUUCCUUCCUGCGACUGAGUGGCUCCGACCCUCGCGUCGGAGUUGAGAUGCAGAGCACCGGCGAGGUGGCCUGCUUCGGACACGAUGCGCAUGAGGCAUUCCUGAAAUCCAUAAUUGCAAGUGGCAUCAAGAUUAAGUUCGAGCCGUGCGGGCUCCUGUUAUCUUUAGGCCCACAGGAGGACAAGAUGACAAUUCUUGAGCACUUGCCCUUGCUAGACGAAAUGGGCUAUAAGCUGUAUGCCACUAGCGGAACAGCGUCGUUCCUUCAGGCGCAGCGACCAAAGCGGAAAGGAGUUGAAAUUCCCAUUACCAUUCUGAACAAUGCUGUCACGCAAAAGAAGCCCAACGUGACAGACGCGAUCGUGGAAGGAACUGUCCGAAUAGUUAUUUGCACGCCGUCUUCUCGGGAUUCCGGUGGCGCCACCGCCGGUUACUUCCUUCGAAGGAAAGCCCUGGAGUCCGGGGCAACCCUCAUCGUGAAUCUUCGUCAGGCGCUGAUGCUGAUAGAUGCGCUUUACCAGAAAUGGAUCACCGAACGAGUGCCAUCUUCUAGGCUAGAGAACGGAGUUCCGGUGCCUAUUUUCCAACUGUUACCGCAUUUUGUGGCAGCUGUAGACGGCAGAGACAUAGCCGACUUCGAAAGCAUUGGCUCAUGCUUUAUGACGGAAUAUCAAGUCAACCGCAGUUUCCUGAUUCUACCAUUGUCAGAAAGAGCCCUUGCCAGGCAUGGCCCGGGAAGCCUCGGGGGAUUUCCAACUUACAUUAAUGUGUUAAAAAAAAUUACUAAAAGGGCCUGGCCCCCUCCCACCGGGGGAAUUAAUUAA